This is a messenger RNA of Magnolia sinica, 1161 nucleotides long. Its product is annotated as probable E3 ubiquitin-protein ligase RHY1A. Gene Ontology annotation, molecular function: ubiquitin-protein transferase activity. Bases 217 to 801 code for a protein of 194 amino acids. The record is from RefSeq and is a predicted model, not a curated record. The transcript has 3 exons. Gene Ontology annotation, biological process: protein ubiquitination. Gene Ontology annotation, cellular component: endoplasmic reticulum. Lineage: Eukaryota; Viridiplantae; Streptophyta; Magnoliopsida; Magnoliales; Magnoliaceae.
GUGGAGGAUUCUAUACUUCCUGACUAUUGCAUGGAGUUCAUAUACCAUAUGGGUUGGGUUGUGGUGUUAGUUAAGAUGCUUUCUUUGUGUGAUAUUAAGUGGUUUUCCACUAGUAAUUAGAGAUGGGCCUUUUAUCUUCAUGCAAUCAAUGCAUGAAAUUUAGGUAGAAUGUGCAUUUUCAUCUUUGUUUUGCUUACUUGAGUUUUUACAGUAUCAAUGGCUGGAAUGCUCCCCGGCGUCGAAUGCGCCCGAAGGCGGAGAUUCCAUCAAGGAGGAUCAGAUCCGCCCGUUGGGGUUAAAAAAGGAGGGACGAGGCGUUCUUCUUUCUGCCUAUACACAAGCAGUCGCGACUCGCAUCUCAAUUACAACACUUGGCACCGGAGCGCGACAACUCAAAGUUUCAAAGCUGAAAAGCUUGGAGACAUAGCUAGAGAAGCAAAGGAAAGACUAGAUGAGAGACUGAGGAGUCAAAGAAACUCAGAAAUCACAAGGCACAACAGCACAGGAAGCAUGAGAUCCACAUAUGAGGAUGGUGGCGGGAGCUUUGGCUCGGCGAUCAUGAGCAGCCUUCACAAAGAGAUUUUCGGAUCAAAGAAGAAGACAUCGAAGCGGUUUAUCUGGGCCAAGUUGGGGUGGAAGGCGUCGGAGCAAGACGAGUGCGUCGUUUGCUUGGAAAGGUUCAAUACCGGCGAGCUUCUCGUGCACCUACCUUGUGCCCAUCGGUUCCAUUCCAGGUGCCUGGUCCCAUGGCUCGAGACCAACACUCAUUGCCCAUGUUGUAGGACCGAAAUAUUAUCUUAGGCUGCGUUUGGAUGCAAAAUUGAGUUGAAUUGUGAAAAUUCAGUUCUAUAAAGAGUAAAUGACCAAAUUGUUACUUUGAUUGCCCUCAGGUUGUGGUUUAGAUUCCUUCCUAUUCCAUCUUUGGGGGCCAUCCAUUAACCAAAGAGGAGAUAACUAUAAUUUGAGAAUUUCCUCUUUAUUAUGCGAAUUAUUACAAUACAAUUCGAUGGUGAAUCCAAACGCAGCCUAAUGCAACACCAAUAUCCAAUUAUUUAGUAAUCCAACCAUGUUCUUGUGAUCAUCGUGCUUGUUUGUAUAUAAGACGAUUUUUAUGUGUGAAAAUGGUAUAUUAAUUAGGAAGGAGAUGGAAUUCAUCUGUGU